Messenger RNA from Vanrija pseudolonga, 493 nucleotides. RefSeq names its product Hit family protein 1 (gene hnt1). The transcript has 10 exons. NCBI's taxonomy places the organism in Eukaryota, Fungi, Basidiomycota, Tremellomycetes, Trichosporonales, Trichosporonaceae. Gene Ontology annotation, biological process: nucleotide metabolic process. The coding region runs from base 71 to 493 and encodes 140 amino acids. Gene Ontology annotation, molecular function: catalytic activity. The record is from RefSeq and is a predicted model, not a curated record.
GUCAUUGACGUAUCGUGGUACCUCCAUUCCCACAUCCUUCGAUACACUUGACAGCACAUAUCAAACAACAAUGAGCUCUCUCGCCUCCUGCAUUUUCUGCAAGAUCAUCAAGGGAGAAAUCCCUUCGAUGAAGCUGAUUGAGACCGACACGAUCCUUGCGUUCAUGGACAUUGGCCCCAUUGCUCGUGGCCACUGCCUUGUCAUUCCCAAGUACCAUGCCGCCAAGCUCACCGACCUACCCGAUGACCAGAUGGGUGACAUUCUGCCCGCCCUCAAGAAGCUGGCCAAGGCAACGGGUGCGGAGAACUACAACAUUCUUCAGAACAAUGGUCGCCCUGCUCACCAGGAGGUCGACCAUGUGCACUUCCAUGUCAUCCCCAAGCCUGCUGACCGCGGCGACCAGGAGGGCCUUGUCGUUGGCUGGCCCACGCAGGGUCUCUCUCGCGAGGAAAUCCAGAAGAAGUUCGAGGAGAUGAAGGCUCUCCUUCAGUAG